This is a messenger RNA of Erinaceus europaeus (western European hedgehog), 3842 nucleotides long. RefSeq names its product 3-oxoacyl-ACP synthase, mitochondrial (gene OXSM). The record is from RefSeq and is a predicted model, not a curated record. The transcript has 3 exons. The coding region runs from base 610 to 1992 and encodes 460 amino acids. Gene Ontology annotation, biological process: fatty acid biosynthetic process. NCBI's taxonomy places the organism in Eukaryota, Metazoa, Chordata, Mammalia, Eulipotyphla, Erinaceidae. Gene Ontology annotation, molecular function: 3-oxoacyl-[acyl-carrier-protein] synthase activity.
CGGCGUGCUUCCACGCUUCGUUUCCAGCUCCUCCGCCUACGAGUGAUGUUGGCGGAGGACCGGGAGUGAGAACACCGGCUACCCGGGUUCUGUUCCUCUCGCUUAGUUUCUUCCUGUGUUUGGUGGCGCCUCUAAGAGGCGGGGCUUGGAAAGGCCACACCUCCUCGCACGGCCCCUCCUCGACCCGUCCCGGGGGCCUUUUGCUGGCUGGGAGAAUCGAACCGCCCUGAACCCGCUUCCCCGCCACCCUGUUGCAGGAAGCUAGAAGGGGAGAGUCUCGACACUUGUCCUCCUUCCCCAGUAGCGAUCGUACUUCCAGAGCUGAGCGUGCUUGCUCGGGGUUCCUGUCCCGGGAGGACUUUGAGAAAGGAAUGUCUCAAGGCACUUAACAGCCCCAAAGUAAGUCCAAAUAGCAGACUGAUCAAUUAAUACAGGACAUAACACCCUCUUUUCCUGUGUUUAUUAACAGCUCACAUCAGACUCCUAAAAAGAUCACCUCGUUUUACCGUAUUUUGGCUGUUAAGCUGCUUCAACAACAGUGAGUAUCCGCAAAGCCUGUUGUGGACUGGUAGAAGAAUGUGUGUCUGACCAUUUGGACGAAUCUCAGUCAUGUUGUCAAGCUGCUUGCAGAAUUUCCUAAAAAUUACAAACCCUCACUGCCAGUAUUCGCGGUUAUGGCAGAAAUUAAUACGAAGCACACGUUUUUUUGGAACCGCACCAAGGCCCAGAUUGCGUAGGCGGGUUGUCGUCACGGGCAUUGGCUUAGUGACUCCUCUCGGUGUUGGGACCCAGCUGGUGUGGGAUCGGCUUAUCCGGGGACAAAGUGGAAUCGUCCCACUGGUGGGCGAAGACUAUAAGAGCAUCCCUUGCAGUGUUGCUGCCUAUGUGCCAAGAGGUUGUGAUGAAGGGCAGUUCAGCGAACAGAACUUUGUGUCCAAAUCGGACAUCAAGUCCAUGUCUUCUCCCACCAUUAUGGCCAUGGGGGCUGCCGAGUUAGCCAUUAAAGAUUCCAACUGGCAUCCUCAAUCAGAAGCUGAUCAAGUGGCCACGGGAGUUGCGAUCGGCAUGGGAAUGGUCCCUCUUGAAGUUGUUUCUGAAACUGCACAGAUGUUUCAGACAAAAGGCUACAAUAAAGUCAGCCCAUUCUUUGUCCCUAAAAUUUUAAUCAAUAUGGCAGCAGGCCAGGUUAGCAUUCGAUAUAAACUCAAGGGUCCCAAUCAUGCGGUUUCCACAGCCUGUACCACAGGAGCUCAUGCCGUGGGAGACUCCUUUAGAUGGAUAGCCCAUGGCGAUGCUGACGUGAUGCUUGCUGGAGGUACAGAUUCUUGCAUUAGUCCGUUAUCACUUGCUGGGUUUUCCAGAGCCCGGGCUCUGAGCACAAACCCUGAUCCUAAGUUGGCAUGUCGACCAUUUCAUCCAAAGAGAGAUGGUUUUGUAAUGGGAGAAGGAGCAGCUGUGUUGGUGCUGGAAGAACAUGACCAUGCGAUUCAAAGAGGAGCCCGGAUAUAUGCAGAAAUUUUGGGCUAUGGACUUUCUGGUGAUGCUGGUCACAUGACAGCACCUGAUCCUGAAGGAGAAGGUGCCUUAAGAUGUAUGGCAGCUGCUCUAAGAGAUGCAAAUGUCCAACCUGAGGAGAUAACUUAUAUCAAUGCCCACGCUACUUCCACGCCCUUGGGAGAUGCUGCUGAAAACAAAGCUAUCAAGCAUCUUUUCAAAGGCUAUGCUCCCAGCCUUGCAGUUUCUUCUACUAAAGGAGCCACAGGACAUCUGCUGGGAGCUGCAGGAGCUGUGGAGGCGGCUUUCACCGCGCUAGCUUGUUAUCAUCAAAAACUACCACCUACUUUAAAUCUGGAUUGUACAGAACCAGAAUUUGAUCUCAAUUAUGUUCCACUAAAGGCACAGGAAUGGAAAACUGAGAAAAGAUGCAUUGGACUUACCAACUCUUUUGGUUUUGGUGGUACUAAUGCAACACUUUGUAUUGCUGGCAUGUAGGACAGACCAUUUAUAACUAAACAUUGAUUUUUUUAAUAUAAGAAAAAUAUUAAAUGGAGAACUUUUUAAAAUACAUUUACUUACAUGUCAAUACAUAGAUAUUUAUUACCAAUGUCAGAGUAUUUACAUCCAUGGAACUUGAUAUUCUGAGAAGUAAUUCUUUUUGGAGAAAUAAUAGCUAUCUUAUAUACUGAAGGAUCCUUAACAGUAUCCUGGUCUCUGCUAAGAUCCAAUAGCACCUCUUCAAUUGUGAAAUCAAAAAUCUCUUUUUUUUUUUCACACCCCACCCCACCAAAAAAUAUCUCAAUAGUGGGCCAGGUGGUGGCAUACCUGGUUAAGUGUACAUAUUACAGUGUGCAAGGACCCAGGUUCAAGCCCCUAGUCCCCACCUGCAGGGGGAAAGCUUCCCGAGUGGUUAAAUAGAGCUGUAGGUGUCUUCUCUGUCUGUCUGCCCUCUCAAUUUCUCUCUGUGUCUAUCUAGUAAUAAAUAAAAAAUUUUUUAAAAAGAUUGUAACCUGGUCCAGGAGGUGGUGCAAAGGAUAGGGCACUAGACUCUCAAGCAUGAGUUCCUGAGUUCAAUCCCUGGUAGCACAUAUACCAGAGUGAUAUCUGUUCCUCUUCUUACUUACUGGGAGCAAGAAUAAGUUUCCUAGAAGUGAUACUCAGCCAGUGAAGAGUGGGAGUAGGGGGACCAGGCAGUGGCACACCUGGUUGAGUGCACAUGUUACAAUGUGCAAGGACCUGGAUUCAAGUCCCUGGUCCCACCUGCAGGGACAGAGCUUCAUGAGUGGUGAAGCAGGGCCACAGGUGUCUCUCUGUUUCUUUUUUUUUUAAUUAUUAUUAUUGUUGUUGUUGUUGGAUAGGACAGAAAUGGAGAGAGGAGGGGAAGACGGGGGAGAGAAAGACAGACACCUGCAGACCUGCUUCACUGCUUGUGAAGUGACUCCACUACAGGUGGGGAGCCGGGGCUCGAACCAGGAUCCUUAAGCUGGUCCUUGUGCUUUGCACCAUGUUCCCUUAACCCACUGCACUACAGCCUGACUGAGUCACCCUGACCUUUUCAGAGGGAUGUCUAAGAUUCUUUUUUUUUAAUUUUUUUUUCCCUUUUGUUGCCCUUGUUAUAGCCUUGUUGUGGUUAUUAUUGUUGUUGUUGAUGUUGUUCAUUUUUGGAUAGGACAGAGAGAAAUCAAGAGAGGAGAGGUAGACACCUGGAGACCUGCUUCACCGCCUGUGAAGUGACUCCUCUGCAGGUGGGGAGCCUGGACUCAAGCCGGGAUCCUUACACUGGUCCUUGUGCUUUGUGCCACGUGCGCUUAAUCCACUGCACUACCCCCUAUGUCUAAGAUUCUAUACAGUUCCUUAGAGGGUUUCCUGUGAGAUCAAUCUUAAGUACUCAGCAUUAACUGAUUCAAUAACAUUUUCCCUUCUCUGUCCUUUUACUCUCUUCCAAUCUGUACUUAGCUUAUUUUUAGAACAUUUUACCUUCUUCCACUCUAUUUAUCUUACCAGAGCACCACUCAGUAGAUGAUGGCAUUGGGGAUAUUCAUUCUGGUGUAUGGUUUUGUUGGGGAUUGAACCUGUGCGUAACUCUUUUUAAAUGGACUUGUAUAUGUUUUCAUAUGUAUAUGUUUACUGUAUUACAUGUGGGCACAUGUUUGUAUUGAUCUACAUGUCCACAUAUAUGCAUAGGUAUACUUUUAGUAUUGAGAACACUAAACUGGAGAUUUAAGAAUUAUUUCCUGCGGUCUCUGUGCCAAGAGUAUGUCACUAUUUUUGGACCUAAAUCUCUUCCAUACUGUCUUGCUUGGGGAGGGCCUUUACUUAAGAACUUAAUAAAGAUAAUAAUGGAG